This is a messenger RNA of Bicyclus anynana (squinting bush brown), 2204 nucleotides long. RefSeq names its product transmembrane protein 135. The record is from RefSeq and is a predicted model, not a curated record. Lineage: Eukaryota; Metazoa; Arthropoda; Insecta; Lepidoptera; Nymphalidae. The transcript has 10 exons. Bases 137 to 1312 code for a protein of 391 amino acids.
CAGAGGUAAUGUUUGCACAAUAAUUCAGUGAUGCCGCUACGCGUUUGCAGUACAGUCGAUGUCAGUGUUCAUUGAAAAUUCAGAUACGACUUUAUUACGAACAACUCGUAUAAGUUGGUCACAUGCAUAAAUCAAGAUGGUGGAAAUAAGCAAGCAUAUGUUCGACAGCACGUGCCGUGAUGUGCCAUGCAACGUGCUGCUCCACCCAUGGCACGAACACUGUCUCGCAUCCUACGUCCCCACUUACACUCACAGCCUCAUUGGAAGCGCGAAAUUCUACUUCAUCAUACAUAUGGUGCAAAACUUAAUGAAAGGUAAGAAAAUUCUCAAACGUGAAGAGCUAAUGAAGGCAGUGGAGUAUUACGCGCGUUCUACUCUCUUCGGAGCUCUAGUGAGUGGCACUUGUGGGACAUUUGCGUGUACGAUUCGGAGGCUUUUAGGUAACAAAUUGACGUACUAUACGUACAUUCUCAUACCCAACAUGAUCAAUGGAAUCUUUAUUCUUCUCGAGCCACCAUCAAGAAGAGGGCUUAUCGUGGAUUUAUUCGUUAAUUUGGUAAUAGAAUAUUGGACAAGGACUUUUGAUAGAAAAGGCUACUUUUCAAUGACAAAAGGAAAACAAACACUAAUGUUUAUGGUUGGUAGCGCCCUCCUCUUCUAUCUUAUGCGAUUAGAAGCAGAUAGCAAUAGAAAGACACCGUUGUUAUGGCUUUUCACUCCUGAAAAAGUACGUCGGAAAACGGAAGAUUCAAAAACCGUUUGUCCACACGCAGGGCCGUGUAGACCAUUUAUUUUAAAGGGUUUCCUAAAAUACUUCGGCAUAGGGUUCGGGUUCACCAUGCUGCGAGUGUUGGGCCCACGGCUGGGCACGCCGUUGAAGGCGCUGUCUCAACUGAGGUGGAGGCACUUGGAUAUGGGGCUGUUCUUCGGCAGUUAUAUCGGUAUUUACAGAGCUGUGAUAUGUUACUUGUGCAAGACGCAUGGUGCUGAUUCCGCAAUGUAUGCAUUGCCUGCGGGGUGCCUCGCUGGAUUAUCGUUCAACUUCAAACCAUCCCUCGGGUUUGCGAUAGCUUCAUUGACAGGAGCUUUUAAGCUGUAUUCAACGAUACUGUACGAAAGGAAAAUAAUUCCUGAUAAUAUUCCAAUAUCUGUGAUUCUGUACUGCAUCAGCCAGGGGGUACUGUUCCACGCCCGGUUCCUCCACCCCCAGGACUGUCCGGGGUACGUCGUGAAGCUCACCAAUAGUGUUACCAAUGGAAUGGAUAAAGUCAUAGAGGCGAGCUUGAGGCAAAUGGUCAAAAGUGUAGCUUAGGAAGAUUAUCAAGAAAUGGAGAAACUACCUCUAAAAGAAUAAACAAUAAUAUUACAUAUAAUAAAAAUCAAAACUUUAUAUUAUUUUAAGAUAUAUUUAUUUUUAAAUGCGUAUAUUUCAUGAAUUUGUUUAUAUGUUUGAUUGUUUAUAAUAUCUACUACUACUGAAUUUCGUAGGUUUUUUAAGGCUAAGUAUUUUGGAUAAAUUAUGGUUUUGUGUAAAUUGUAAUCAAGGCAACAGCUUUAUUUUAAAAGACGUCGUCGGAAAAAAUUGUACCGACUGAAUUUCGAGUGAUAGCUUUAACUAUCAAAUGAAAAUUGUAUGAAAAUUCGUUUCUUUUAGCUUUUUGAAUAUAGUAAGUAAGUAAGUUCCAAAGUGUGAGACUAGAUGGCGCCACGGGUAACUUGUAUUGCGCUAUCGAUAAUUCAACGGUAAAAGAGUCGGAUUCGACCGGAAGACGAUUGAAUAUUUUUUUUAUUUUUUAUAUUAUUAAGAGGGAAAUGGGAAUUUAGGUCAUAUUAAAAAAUAUAUGCCAAAAAUCCACGUAAGUAUUUGGGUACCUACUCGAAAUUUAGUAUAUACACCAAAAAUACAGUAACAGAGUGCACAAAAAUAAAUAAACAUAGGAACAUGUUUUUUUUUUGUCUAAUUUUUAUUAGUUACUUUUGAAGUGAUGGUAAUCGUUUAUUACAUCAUUAUUUUUUUAAUGAUUUAUUAGGUAAUUAAGUGUAUGAACUGUGAUGUUAUAAACUUGUGAUCAGUCGCUAAAUAAUUAAUGCAUUAAUGUUAAAACAUUUUGUAUUAUGUAUGUGACAAUAAAUAAAGUAAUAAUGUUGUUAAUUUUAAUUAUAAAUUAUCAUUUUAAGUAUAGAUAAUAUAUUUUUGUUAUUUU